AUGCGCAGAGUCGUGGUUACAGGUUUAGGGGCCGUGACGCCUCUGGGGGUAGGUAUCCGACGAACAUGGAAAAGACUCAUUGAGGGAGAUUGUGGCAUUGAGAAGAUACCCUCAUUCGGAGAGCGUUUCGCUGCAUUGUCUAGUCAAGUUGCAGGAUUGGUUCCUGUGGAUGAAAAAACAGAGGGAGCUUGGAAAGCCUCGGAUUUGCUCAAGCAGUCUGAUAUCGCCAGGGCUGCCAAGUACGCUCAGUAUGGACUUGCUGCGGCGGAGGAGGCAUUGACUGAUGCUGGCUGGAGGCCAACGAAAGAAGAGGAUCUUGAAGCUACAGGCGUAUGUCUUGGUUCUGGAAUAGGUAACCUUGAAGAACUGUUCGAGACAUCGGUUGCCUUCAGGAAAGGGAAAACCCGCAAAAUCCACCCUCAUUUCAUCCCACGUCUUCUCAUCAAUCUCGGCGCUGGCCACAUAUCCAUGCGAUAUGGCUUCAAAGGCCCAAACCACACCGCCACAACAGCCUGCACCACCGGCGCCCACUCCAUCGGCGACGCCAGCCGCUUCAUCGCCCACGGCGACGCCUCCGUCAUGGUAGCCGGCGGCGCCGAAGCCUGCAUCCACCCCCUCGCCAUUGGUGGCUUCUGCCGCUCCCGUAGCCUCGCCACCGCCUUCAACGACAAGCCCCACAGCGCCUCUCGACCCUUUGAUCGCGACCGCGCCGGUUUCGUCAUCGGCGAGGGCGCAGGGGUCGUGAUUCUCGAAGAACUGAACCAUGCACGUGACCGCGGCGCAGAGAUCUACGCCGAAGUUGUAGGCUACGGCACGAGUGCGGAUGCGCAUCACGUGACUGCACCGCUGCCGGAUGGCGGGGGGGCGUUGAGGGCCAUGAAGAUGGCGCUGAGGCAUGCGGGUGCGAAGCCGGAGGACGUGGACUACAUCAAUGCGCACGCGACGUCGACGAAGCUGGGCGAUCUGGCAGAGAAUAAAGCGAUCGAAGCUUUGAUGGCCGAAAGCGGGAAAGCUGACAGCCAUGUCAACGUGUCAUCGACAAAAGGAGCAUUAGGACAUCUUCUCGGGGCAGCAGGCGCGGUGGAGGCCAUGUUCACGGUGCUGGCCAUUAAGGAGGCGCAAGGCCUGGCUGAGAAUCUUACUAAUUACACAUGGGUCGGCUUCCAGGGCAUCCUCCCACCCACCCUAAACCUAGACAACCAAACCGAGGACUUCAAAUUCAACUACGUACCCCACAAAGCACAGCAGCGGAAGGUGCAAGUGGCAUUGUCGAACAGCUUCGGGUUCGGAGGCACAAAUGCCAGUUUGUGCUUUAGGGCAUUGAGUUGA
Endocarpon pusillum Z07020 is the source of this 1329-nucleotide messenger RNA. RefSeq lists its product as uncharacterized. Gene Ontology annotation, molecular function: 3-oxoacyl-[acyl-carrier-protein] synthase activity. The record is from RefSeq and is a predicted model, not a curated record. Gene Ontology annotation, biological process: fatty acid biosynthetic process. The coding region runs from base 1 to 1329 and encodes 442 amino acids. The transcript has 7 exons. Lineage: Eukaryota; Fungi; Ascomycota; Eurotiomycetes; Verrucariales; Verrucariaceae.